Molecule: messenger RNA, 2110 nt
Organism: Pimephales promelas (fathead minnow)
Lineage: Eukaryota; Metazoa; Chordata; Actinopteri; Cypriniformes; Leuciscidae
Gene: ada
Product: adenosine deaminase
Biological process (GO): adenosine catabolic process; hypoxanthine salvage; T cell activation
Cellular component (GO): cytosol; external side of plasma membrane
Molecular function (GO): adenosine deaminase activity
Source: RefSeq, a predicted model, not a curated record
GCGUGUUCUUUGUCCGCGCGCGUAUAAUAGUAACGCGCACGAGGAAGCUGAACUUCGCUGCUUGAGCUGACAGGUUCCGGUGUGUGCGUGUUCAAGUUAUAUCACGACAAACUUACUCUUCGAAUCAAGACAAUGGCUGAGAAGAAUGGAAAACCAGCAUUUGACAAACCUAAGGUUGAGCUACACGUGCAUCUUGAUGGUGCUAUUCGAAUCAAGACCAUUAUAGAUGUAGCAAAGCGGCGGGGAAUCACUCUUCCUGUGAGCGGUGAGGAUAAAAUGAGAGACCUGUGCAAAGUUCACGAGCCAGUCAAAAAAUUUGAAGAGUUUCUUGACAAGUUCAAUCACUUCAUGCCUGUUAUUGCAGGGGACAGAGAGGCCAUCAAGAGAAUAGCUUAUGAGUUUGUAGAGACAAAGGCCAAUGAGAAAGUGAUUUAUGUUGAAGCCAGAUACAGCCCUCAUCUACUGGCCAACAAGGGAGUGGAUCCUAUACAAUGGAACCAAAAACCAGGAGACAUCACUCCAGAUGAUGUGGUGGACCUGGUGAACCAGGGAUUUAAGGAGGGAGAGAAGGCCUUCAAAACUAAAGUCAGGUCCAUUCUGUGCUGCAUGCGUCACAUGCCAAAUUGGUCUAUGGAAGUGGUCGAGCUGUGUAAGAAGUACUGUAAAGAUGGAGUAGUGGCAAUAGAUCUAGCAGGAGAUGAAACCCUAAGUUGUGAGAACACAGGACACAAGAGAGCGUUUGAGGAAGCAGUCAGAAGCGAGGUGCACCGCACAGUCCAUGCAGGAGAAGUGGGCCCUGCCAGUGUGGUGAAGGAGGCUGUGGAAGUUCUGAAAGCACAACGCAUUGGACAUGGAUACAACACGCCUAAAGAUCCAGCACUGUACCAACAGCUGCUCAAACAAAACAUGCAUUUUGAGACGUGUCCCAUCUCUAGCAGACUGACUGGUGCCUGUGACCCAGACUUCACUAAACAUCCUCUCAUCACAUUCAAGAAGGACAAAGCCAACUACUCCUUAAACACAGAUGAUCCUACCAUCUUUGACGCCGACUUGAACUCAGACUACCAGGUGGCGCAGGAAUACAUGGGCUUCACUGAAGAAGAAUUCAAGAGACUGAAUAUCAAUGCAGCCAAGUCCUGCUUCCUUCCUGAAAAUGAGAAAAAGGAGCUUCUUAAUCAACUUUAUAAGGCCUAUGAUAUGGUGCAAAGCACCAGCUUUUGAGCGCUGCGCUGUUGUAAACAAGUAUGCAGUGAACAGAGCCUUUCAGGGCAUUUGCCUUUUCACAAGUGAAUGUCGGUCCUGAUUCCUUAAAACCUGGAGAACUCAUACAUAUAUUUUUCUUAAUUUAAUAAUUACACAAAAAUAAUAAAGACCACAAAUACAACCCUCCAUCAAAGAUUUAACCUAAGACGAAUAAGUUCAUUAAAUAAAUGUUACAUUUGUCUGUAUAUUUCAUUAACCACUGAUUUUCAUCUACAUGGAUAUUUUUUCCUCAGGUUUUGCAAUAUCUGUUGCCUAAACAUUAAAUAUUAGUCUUAUUUCAUAUUUACAUAUUCACUUUAUGCUAUUCUCAGUACAUGCACAGAAUAUGACCAUCAUUAAGAAAAACAUGUCAAGCUGUACAAUGUAUGAAAGGUGCUAUGUGAAUCAAAUGAAUUUAGUAGCCUACCUCAGCUUUUUUUUUAUACAGUGGUAAGAAUGUAUAAAUCCAAAACAUCAAACCAGAAUAUGAUCUUAUGUAUGGUGCUUAUCUUAUGUAUAUUGUAUAGCCUAUGCAUUAUUCAAACUUUUGGGUAACAAUUAAAUGACUAUUAAUAUGCUAGUUAUUAUUAGAUGUUAGCGGGACUGAUGAUGAAAUGCGGUGCAAAACCUUUUUAAAUUUUGUCGUUGCCUUGUUCCAACACCAGAGGGCAUUUACCAAAAGACGAUUCAUAUAACUCAGGUUUGGAGUUUACCAGCUUAGUGAAAAAUAUUUGUGUCAGGUUUUACAUUUCUUUUGUAUAACUUCAACUGCGUAGGAAAACAUUAGGACUAUAUGAAUAAUGUGGGAAGGAUGGGAGUGAGAGCUUUCAUUGUAUAAACUAUCAAUACAAAUAAUUUAACAUUUGAA